AUGCUUCUUGGAACAACUUUAACAUUUUUUUUUAACUAUUUUUUAACUAUUAUUCAGCUUUCAGAGACAAAUCAGACAACAGCAGAGUUCAUCCUCUUGGGACUUGCCAGCAACCGCUUUUCGGAGAUCAUCCUAUUUGCCAUUCUCUUUGUUGCCUUCCUCCUGAUCCUCCUUGGAAACAUCACUGUCAUUACCAUCACACUGGUGGACCAACGCCUCCACAUCCCCAUGUAUUUCUUUCUCAGGAAUUUCUCCGUUGUGGAGAUUUGCUUCACUUCUACCUUCAUGCCAAGAACUCUCUACAGCCUCCUCACAGGAGCAAAAACAAUUUCCCCCUCUGGAUGUUUCCUUCAGUUAUCCCUCUUCUUCAUGCUGGGUAUCUGCACUUUCUUCCAUGUAGCUCUCAUGUCCUUUGACCGCUACAUGGCCAUCUGCCGCCCUUUGCAUUAUGCUACCUUCAUGAGCAAUAGGUUUUGCCUCCAGCUGGUGCUGGGCUGCUGGGUAAUGAGUUUCUUCUUGAUGAUCUCCCCACUCACAGUUAUAACCCAGUUGCCAUUCUGCGGGCCUGGUGUCAUCAACCACUUCUACUGUGAUAUAGCACCACUGCUCCAGCUGUCCUGCGCAGACACAGGCGUCAUUGAGAAAGUAGUGCUAGUGACUGGUGUUCUGAUACUACCUGGUACCUUGUCAGUAACUGCUUUUUCCUAUGCAUACAUCAUCCACACGGUCACACACAUCCAGUCUUCAGCAAGCAGGAAAAAAGCCUUUUCCACAUGCUCCAGUCACCUCAUCGUGGUCACUAUUCUGUACAGCAGCUCCAUCUUCAGGUACAUCCGACCAAGGCAACGGGGCGGGAGGGAUUUUGACAAAGUUGUAUCUUUCCUUUACUGUGUGGUUACUCAGCUGUGUAACCCUUACAUCUACACCCUUCAAAAUCAACAAGUCAGACAGGCCUUGAACGAUCUAGUGGCAAGGUGUGUUGUAGGCUCUGAUGAUAUUCUGAAAUCCAGACAUACAAAGCAGUGAGUGCAUGUGAAUGACUUCCUAGCAGAGCCCCCAGUACCCUGGGGAGGUGAGGGAGAGGGGGAU
Molecule: messenger RNA, 1089 nt
Organism: Pezoporus flaviventris
Lineage: Eukaryota; Metazoa; Chordata; Aves; Psittaciformes; Psittacidae
Product: olfactory receptor 6E1-like
Exons: 1
Coding region: 1-1026 (341 amino acids)
Biological process (GO): G protein-coupled receptor signaling pathway
Cellular component (GO): membrane
Molecular function (GO): G protein-coupled receptor activity; olfactory receptor activity
Source: RefSeq, a predicted model, not a curated record